AUGAGCCCUCAUGGUGCGGGCGGCGUCCUGCCUCUUGCAGGCCUACCGAGGUCGAACGGCUGGGCUCAUGGGCCCAACCCUCCAGCUCCUCCAACUGUCUCGACCGAAUACGACUACGGCGACGAGUCGGACGAUCCAGAUGGUCUUACCGACGACGCAGCCGAGCUCGACGAUCUGACGCCGGGGACCAAGAAGCGCAAGGGCCCUGUCCCGGUCGUACCCGGCAGUGAGGCUGACGUCGACUCUGGCCGGGACGGGCUCGACCGGAACCCGCCCCGUUCUGCGCGCGAGGACAACGAGGGCACACCACGCGUCCCUGUGCGGCGCCUUCCUCGGUCGAGCGGCGCAACGCUGGCAGCCCAGCGUCGUGCGCUUUUCCAUAAGCGCAAGGGCGUGCUCGUCGCGCUCUAUUGCGCUGCCCAAGCCGCCUAUGACGCCGCCAACCCGCGCCCUCUGACGCCGACGUCGGCCACGUCGACUGACAAGAAGGACGCCAACAUCUCGUCCAAAUCUGGGUCAAAGGGCAAGAAGGACACAUCGGGCAACACGUCACCGACCAAGAGCGGCACGGCGUCGCCUGUGACUGCGACUCCUACGGCAAGCAGAUCCGGCCUGCCCGACGUUGCGGCGUUCGAACGCCUGCUUCCCGCACUUGAAGACGUGGUUGUGUGGCCGCCCGACGCCCCCAGCUGGCGCGAGGGUGACGAUGCCGCGCGCCCCGUUCCUCGUCGCUCCCUUGAACGAUGGCGCACUGGCUUUGCGCGACGCAAACGUCAGCGCACGGACCGCGUCCCGGUCCACCGUGGAGGUUGGAUUCCGGAAGGCAGUUUUGAGCUCGACAUCAGUUGCGAGGCGUCGACGCGUGCACGUAACCGCGCUCGCGAGCGUGUGGCAUUACUGCGGCUUGCCGAGCAGCUGCGUGCCCUGGUCCUUGCCUGCAACAAGAUCCCCUCAGCGUCUGAGCCCGUGAGCCCGCCACCCACUCCUCCGGCUACCGAAUCACCAGCUCAGAAGCCUCCCCUAUCGCCGAAGAAGAAUACCAAGAAGAAGAAGAAGAAGCGCACGACGUUGGCCAACGAGGGCAACCCGCACCAUGUGGACAAGUACCGCCCCUCGCGUCCGAUCCCGACAACGAACCCCUACGAACCGUGGCCUGGCCACGCAUCCCUCCUGUUUCCCCCCUCGAUGCGCGUACUAGCGGCGCGACCAGGUGGCAAGGACCAGCGCCCUGGCGAAGACGAGUACAUCUGUUGGUCGUGCCAGUACUCGCUGUUCUACGGGCCCGAGGCACUGCGGAAGCAGGCGGUGCGGCAGCGCCGUGCCGAACUCAAGAGGCGCGAGAAGCUUAAGGCGCGCGCGAGAGAGGUGGCAACAGGCACGCGCCCUUAUCGCCCCGGCGGCGACGAUGACGAUGACGACUACGACGAUGAGGAGGAUGAGGAGGACGAUGACGACGACGUGUGCGAGGGUCGCUGCAGCUGCGGCCGCGCGCUGCCCAAGUGCGAGGAGGACAAGCCACCGGACAAGGACGCAGGAGGCUAG
This is a messenger RNA of Cutaneotrichosporon cavernicola, 1542 nucleotides long. RefSeq lists its product as uncharacterized. NCBI's taxonomy places the organism in Eukaryota, Fungi, Basidiomycota, Tremellomycetes, Trichosporonales, Trichosporonaceae. The transcript is spliced from 3 exons. The record is from RefSeq and is a predicted model, not a curated record. Bases 1 to 1542 code for a protein of 513 amino acids.